AUGGAAUUUUCUACCAGAUAUUUUCUCCUAGCCGUGUUCUAUAUGAUCUGCCUGGUGGGAUUCACAGUAAAUAUGAUUAUGGUGGCGGCUAACCUCAUGAAAUGGAAAAACCUGAGAUCUCUCCCGACCUAUAAUAAGAUCCUCAGCUCUUUGGCGUCCUCCAGAGCUUUAGAUUUUCUGACUUUCAUUAUAAAUAACUCCAUCAAUGUAUUUUUUCCAUGGCUAUUGAAAAACAAUGUUGUGAUGUUAACCUUAAAUAUGGAGAUUAUGUUCGUCUUCUGCAGCAGUCUCUGGUUGGCCACCCUCCUCUGUGUCUUCUACUGUGUGAAGAUUGUGACCUACAACUAUAAACUCUUCAUCUUCCUGAAGACCCGGAUCUCCACCAUGGUCCCGUGGUUGAUUCUGUCCUCUCUGCUGAUCUCACUGAUCUCCAGCCUUAUAUAUGCUUGGUACAGUUAUGACCUAAAGCUACAGAAUUUAUCCAAUGGUUCUACUGGAAAUAUGGCUGGGUAUGAACUUGUUGCAGUCCCAAACUAUAAUAACAAGUUCUUGCUUUUUUCUCUAGGCAGCAUUCCUCCAUUUCUUAUAUUAUGUGUCUCCAUCUCCUUGUUGAUUCAUUUCCUCCUCAUUCACACCAGACGGAUGAGGAGCAAUGAGUCACAUACCCAGAGCCCAAACCUAAAAUCUCACUUUGGUGCUUUGAAAAGUAUGAGCUUAUUUUUGGUGCUACAGAUAAUGUAUGUUAUAUUUCUGAUCACAUACAAUUCUCAUACAUUUCUAUAUGUAAAGCAUUCCGCUCAGAUUUCUUCUCUAAUACCCUGUAGCCUCCAGUUGCUCCAUUCUCUCUACAUGAUCUCUUCCAGCAGUGAGGUGAAGAAGAUGUUUCCCUCAGCACUCUGCUUCUCUCGGUGA
This is a messenger RNA of Hyla sarda, 912 nucleotides long. RefSeq names its product taste receptor type 2 member 39-like. Gene Ontology annotation, cellular component: membrane. Gene Ontology annotation, biological process: sensory perception of taste; detection of chemical stimulus involved in sensory perception of bitter taste; G protein-coupled receptor signaling pathway. The transcript has a single exon. NCBI's taxonomy places the organism in Eukaryota, Metazoa, Chordata, Amphibia, Anura, Hylidae. Gene Ontology annotation, molecular function: G protein-coupled receptor activity; bitter taste receptor activity. The coding region runs from base 1 to 912 and encodes 303 amino acids. The record is from RefSeq and is a predicted model, not a curated record.